GAUGCCAAAAAAAAAAAAAAAAAAAACUAGUGCAGGGGCGGAGAGGAGCGGAGCAGACAGACAGAGAGCUGCCAGGCUGCGCUGACAGCAGAGGUUUACAUCCGAGCGCCGGAGACGUGCUGGACUUUCUACGCUGAGACGCUCCCAGGUGAUAAUAUUCACACAGAAAAAAAAAGAGAGAGCCUUGAUCUUUAUAAACACAAAGAGAGCGGAGGAAGAGAGGACGCAACGCUGUUCGGAGAGACUGACGAGGCAAGUGCGAAGGAGAGUCGGCACCAAGUUGCUUCUGCGCUCCGCUGCUGCGCCGAUGGCAUCCGUGCUUGGAAACAGCAGCCGCGGCUCGGGCGCUCCGAGCGGCCAGGUUAGAUGCAAGCUGAAGCGGAGGAGGAGGAGGCGAUCCAAGAGGAGAGCAGAGAAAGUCAGUAUGCUGUCGGCAUUGAUCGCUCCCUUCAAGUACAUAAGCCCUGGGACUAGCAGCACGGAGGACGAGGACAGUUUUAGCACAAGCAGUGCAGAAGUAAAGGAAAACCGUAACAUCGGUAACUUAGAGGAUCUUCCCAUCAGCUCUGGAGAAUGCCAGUCUCUUUUCUGCUCUGACUCAUCGAGAGGGGCAAGCUCUGGCCUGAAGAGGAAACGGCCUCUGGAAGAAGACAAUAAUGGACACAUGUGUCAGCUGCGCCUGAUCUAUAAGAAACUGUCCUGGUCUGAGGCGCCAAAGAAUGCCCUGGUGCAGUUAAACGAGCUUCGACCAGGCCUGCAAUACCGCAUGGUAUCCCAGACUGGCCCUGUCCAUGCUCCUGUCUUCUCUAUUGCUGUUGAGGUUAAUGGACUGACCUUUGAGGGAACAGGACCCACAAAGAAGAAAGCAAAGAUGAGGGCUGCAGAAAUGGCUCUUAAGUCUUUCAUCCAGUUCCCCAAUGCUCCCCAGGCGCACCUAGCCAUGGGAAGCAUCUCAAACCCUUCAGCAGACUUUACAUCGGACCAGGCUGACUUCCCAGACACGCUCUUUAAGGAAUUUGAAUCAUCCAAUGGCCUCACCAUUUGUAACCCUGCAAGCGAGAGUGACUUGCUAUCAAGCGAGUUGCUAAGACACGGAAGGCUGCUUCGUCAUACGUUGGACCUCAUGGUACAGGCUCAGCAGAGGCUUGGUGGGAUUGUUCCAGAGCCUGAGACGCCAAAGAGUCCUGUGGCGUUGCUCAAUGAGCUCCGGCCAGGCUUGCGUUACGCCUGUCUUUCAGAACGUGCAGAGGGCAGGCGCCUCCGGAGCUUUGUGAUGGCUGUAAGGGUGGACGGCCGGAUAUUUGAGGGCUGUGGUCGUAGCAAGAAGCUUGCCAAGACCCAGGCAGCCCGGAGUGCUCUUCAGGCCCUCUUCAACAUCAGGACAGCACCUGAAGGGAGGAUGGGCCUCAAAGCCAGCAGAAAGAGUUGUCCUCAUUUACCCCAGGAUUUUGCCGAUUCAAUAUUCCAGUUGGUGAGGGAGAAGUACCGAUCGCUGGUGGGUGGCUGCAGCCCAGCACACGCUCGACACAAAUCCCUAGCAGGCAUCGUAAUGACCCGAGAUUUGGACCUGAGGCACGCCCAAGUUGUGGCGCUAUCCACAGGAACCAAAUGCAUCAACGGGGAGUACCUGAGCGACCAAGGACAGGUGGUCAAUGACUGUCAUGCAGAAGUGACAGUUCGCAGGGCUUUGAUACGUUUUCUCUACUCUCAAUUGGAACUCUUCCUAAGUAAAAGGCUGGAGGACUGGGAGGAGUCGAUAUUCGUCCGCCACAAAGAGCACAGCUACAGGUUGAGAGACAACGUCCAUUUCCACAUGUACAUCAGCACCUCACCGUGUGGCGACGGGAGACUCAACUCACCAUAUGAAAUUACAAGCGAUUUACACAGCAGCAGACAUCUAAUGAGGAAGCAUCGAAGCCACCUGCGGACCAAAAUCGAGUCUGGCGAAGGGACGGUUCCUUUGCCAUGCCGAGGGCCUGUCCAGACGUGGGAUGGCAUCCUGCAAGGGGAACAACUCAUCACCAUGUCCUGCACUGACAAGAUCACCAGGUGGAACAUCUUGGGCCUGCAGGGGGCCUUGCUGAGCCACUUUGUGGAGCCUGUGUACCUGCACAGCAUUACCGUCGGCAGCCUGCGCCACACGGGCCAUCUGUGCCGAGUUCUGAACCAGCGGCAGGAACGCCUGGGCCCUCUGCCCACCACAUACAGACGCAGCCAACCCCUACUUAGUGGGUUGAGCAACGCUGAGUACCAGCAGCAGGGGAAGGCCACGUGCGUCAGCGUCAACUGGACUGUGGGCGACCCGCAGCUGGAGGUGAUCAACACAGCGACGGGACGGCGAUGGGAUUCGGGGACGCAACCACGCCUCUGCAAGCACGCCCUGUUCGCCCGCUGGACCAGACUGUACCGUAAGCUGGGGGUCCACAUCUCCUGCUCAGCAGCGAACCGGGAACCCAUGUACAGCGAGGCCAAGAAUGCGGCGCGUCCUUACCAGACAGCCAAGCAGCAGUGGUUCAAGUCUCUGCAGGAGGCGGGCCUCGGUACCUGGGUGAAGAAGCCGCCGGAGCAGGAGCAGUUCCUGCUGUCCGCCUAAGCGAGUGUGUGUGUGUAUGACGUUUAUUUUUGUAGGAAGAGAUGUCAAACCUCCCAGUUUCAUUCCAGGAAGUGUAGGCCUACCCUCCAAACUAAAGAUUACCGACUCAUCCGUGUGUCUGUGGUUCAUUCUGUUUUGUGUCGCCUUUUCAUUCCGUCACCGAAACCACUGCCGGUCAAACAUGAGGAACACUGGAGUUCAAACACUGGACUUUUUCCUCCGAUGUUCCUUGAACACAAACACACAGGUUUGAGCCAACAGCCAUCUAAAUGCACCCCGUUCCCUUCUGUGGCUGUCAAGGAAAAGGGGUUGGGGUAACCUUGAGCGGAAUGAAAGGCAGCCGCUAUCUUGUCAUCAGCUAUUUCCGGGCCCCGAGGCUCCUGCUGAGGAAAGGAGCCACAGGGGAGGGAGAGCGAGACAGACAGAGAAAGGGGAAGGGAGAAAGGAAGAAAAAAAAAGAGGGUCUACGUCCAAUUACGGGCCCUGUCAGGGUGACGGGUGAUGGAGGAAGGGAG
Molecule: messenger RNA, 3108 nt
Organism: Cyprinodon tularosa
Lineage: Eukaryota; Metazoa; Chordata; Actinopteri; Cyprinodontiformes; Cyprinodontidae
Gene: adarb2
Product: adenosine deaminase RNA specific B2 (inactive)
Exons: 10
Coding region: 308-2593 (761 amino acids)
Biological process (GO): RNA processing; adenosine to inosine editing
Cellular component (GO): nucleolus; cytoplasm
Molecular function (GO): double-stranded RNA binding; double-stranded RNA adenosine deaminase activity; tRNA-specific adenosine deaminase activity
Source: RefSeq, a predicted model, not a curated record